CUUCGACCCAGCUUCGACCGCUUCGUGGCCGUGGGCUGUGUCGUUGGUAAUUGGGGAGGUGUAUAUUCAUAUGUUCGUCUCAUGCUCGACUGAUUUCACACAUGCAAACAGUAAGAAAAAAAAUUGUGUACAUGAAAAAAAAAAGAGAUUUUUAUUGAUCACUGCGAUUAUGCGAUCGAAUAACUUUGAGUAUAUAUAUUUCACAAAAAUGAUAUGGUGAUACUAAAAAUAUACUAAAAUAUAUUAAAGAUGUUUUCGCUAGUAUUGAUUCCUAGAGAUGGUUAUACUAAAAUCUUUGGGAUGAGGUACGCUUCACCAGCGAACGAACAGAUUCAAUUUUAGAAAAAGCCUCGAUCCUUGGUGGACAUCUCCACACUAAAGAGGGAAGUUGAUUUGUCGUUACCCCCAGUACCUUUCCCCCCACGAAUUUCUAUUUGCCCCGGUAAUGCCCCCUGGUGAAGGUCCCUUUUGAGUGUAAAUAUUUGCGAAAUAACCAUGUUUAGAAGGCCUUAAGCGGAGAGACUCGAUCGAGAAAAAUACAAAAUGAUUUCUGAAGACUGAAGGAGGACCCCACUGAGCAAUUAAACAAAUAUCCUUAGAACCAUCCACUUAUUUACUGUUACAGUUACUAGCCUUUCAAUGUGAUUCAACGUAUUCAAGAUUUCACACUUUCAUGAAAGUCUAUAUUCCAGGUUGACAAACUAAACGAAAUUGUCUAAACUGAAAGUCCCCAAAUUUCUGGAUACAGUAUAGGCAGCCCGGUCAAUGUGGGUACCGCAUACUAUCUUAUGUAUACAUAAGAUAGUAUACAUAAGAUAGUAUACUGUGCCCGCAUUGACCGGGCUGCCUAUGGAUACAGGAACACUCCGUGUACCGGAAGCGAAGGAAGUGUAAACCAGUGCGCAUGGAAGAAAAUCAGUUUCAGCCAAGUGGUUUCAGUUGUUUCAGUGAGUAGUGGUCACAUGAUGCAUGCAAUUGCAAGUUCUCAAAAUGGCUUCCGCAGCACCACCACCACCACCUCCACCACCGCCACCGGUGAUAAAUAACGAUGGUACGAACACAAAUGAUCCUACUAGUAGCACAGCACAAUCCACAAACAAUGGAGCACAAACAACGUCUACAGACGGAACAAAACCAUGGGAAAGAGCUUGGUCAGUCGACGAAAUGCGAAAGGGAGCCACGAAUUGGUCUCUUGCGUCAGAUGCUGGGUUGCUGCUGUAUAUGCAAGAGUUUUCCCAAAACAUGUUAUCACAAACACACAGUAUGGAACAAAAGGUUGAUGGACUGGUCCAGGAAACCAAGGGCAUUUCUGCCAAAGUGCAUAACACUUUCAAUAAUUUUUUGAUGUUAUCAAACACACAGUUUAUUGAAAAUAGAGUCUAUGAUGAAGAAGAAACUAAAGAUGAAGAAGAAAAACAAGGGGAAACAUCUACCCCUCAGGAAAAGGAGAAAACAAGGGAGGAAUUAGAAACAGAAGUUAUUCCAAAAAUCAAUGAAGCUCUUCAGUCUGGGCUAGCAGUAUUGGAUAGUGCCUUUGUCACUGUAGAAAUUACUCCUGAGCAGGUGUCUGAUGAUGAAGAUGAAGGAACAUUGCCAGAUAAUCUGAAACCUGAACCAAUACUUGAGUUAACGGAUGUUUAUGCACAUAGAAAGUUGCCGAGUUUUAUUGGUACAGCAGAGUUUCAUAAAGAUGAUCUUGUUGGUUUGGGAGAGUCAUCUAGUGAAGAUGAAGGCAGCGAUAAAGAAGCCAGCAUGGAAGAAAGCGAGUCAGAGAAAAGUACAGAAGAUGAAGAAACGUCAGAAAGUGAUACAGUCAGCGCAUCAGAAUCUGAGGAGGCUUCGUCGACUGCGACUGAAAGUGAAGACGAGAAGGAAGUUGUGGUAAAAAAGAAACCCAGAAAGGAAAGUUCAGAUUCAGAAUCGGAUGAUGGGCUAUUCGCAGCUGGAGGAACAGAGAAGUCGAGAAAAUCAAGAGAUGAGGAUGAUGAAGAAGAAGAUGAUGAUGAUGAUAGUGAGGAAAGUAUGGAAGAAGAGGAUAAAGUGAAAGAAAAAUCACGAAAGUCUGCCGCUCCAAUGGAUUUCACAGCUGAGCUUGCUGCCAAACUGGGAGUGAAACCAAAGACGCCUGUGGAUGAUAGUGAUGAAGACGAUGAUAAAGAUGAUUGGGAAGAAAGUGGAAAACACGAAAGCGAGGCGACGAAGGAUGAUCUGUUCUCGGCGUCAGUAGACACGACCACGACAGUUUCUAGUAAAGGAAGUAGAAGAAAGAAAAAACACAAGAAACCAAAGUCUAGAAGUGGCAGCCAUGCAAGCCGUGAUAGUGGCACAACCACGACCCCAGCUGCUAGCAAUGUUAAGAAUGAUAUUGAAACAAGUCAAAAACAUGAAGAUAACGAUGAUGACGAUUUAUUCACAAGUUCUAUUGACACAACAUCAAGCGUCGUUAGCAAAGGCAGUAGAUCUAAACAUAAGCACAAGAGGAAAACGUCUAGAAGUGAUAGUCAAGUAAGCAAUGCUAGUUCCAAGAGUGCCCACAAAGAAAAGAAAAGAACGUCAAGCAAAGAUGAAAGCAAUCUAUUCAGUGCCAGUCCGGAAGGAGAUUUAUUUGAAGAGACAAGCCCGUUUGGUAAAAAAGGAGGGAUGUUUAGUGGUGGAGGAGGACUGUUUGAUGAUGUCGCGGAAGAUGAAGCGGAAAUAUCAAAGCCUGGCAGUGUAGACAACGAUACUCCUAAAUCAGACCACGAACAAGACGAGAGUGAUGAAGAAAUCAUCAAACAAAAACCUAGGACGGCAAGCGGAAAGAAACUACCUGCUGGUGCAGUUGCAAUUUUUGGAAACCAGGGACCAUUUCAUGUACCAGUACAAGCAACUGAACAUCAUGUUACAAAGAGUAGUCCAGUUGAAAAGAAAGAAACUAAACCAAAUCAAGGAGGUGGAUUAUUUUCUGAUGAAGGAGAUGAUAUCUUUACCUCAAGUCAAACCUCGUCUGUAGUUUCAAACAAACCACCCGCAGUUGCAGCAAAAUCUACAAAAUCUGUAGAUUUAUUUGGUUCUGGUGAUGAAGAAGAAGAAGAUGAUGACAGUUUGUUUGGUGUAAAACCAACCAAGAAGAGCGAACCAAAAGUCGAACCACCAAAAAAGAAGAAGCUACCAGCUGGAGCGGUCUCUAUUUUUGGAAGUGGUUCACCGAUAAAUAUUGCCGAUAAGUCUCCUGAGGUUUCACAGCCACCAGCUUCUAGUACUACUUCUAAUACAAAGAGUUCAAAGGAGGCAAAUAGUUUGUUUGACGAUGACGAUGAUAAAACGAGUUCGUUUAAUUCAGAACGAUCAGCGGUAUCCAGUACCGCUGUCAAAACUGCACCUGCUGUACAAGCCAAACGAAAAACUAAUCAAAUUAGUUUGUUUGAUGAUAAUGAUGAUGAUGAUGAUGAUGGUGGUGAUGAUCUUUUUGCGUCAAUUGCCCCAUUAAAAUCUGUGGGUUCAAAUAAAAGCGCGACAAUUUCAAAGCCAGACCAAUCUUCAGGCGCCAAGCCUGUUGAAGUUUCUAAACCUGCUCCAAAACGUUCAACUAUCAGUCUGUUUGAUGAUGACGAGGAAGAUGAUGAUGAUGACGAAGAUGAUAUGUUUACCAUCAAACCGUCGGCAAAGAGUACACCGGAAGUAAAACCAUCAGUAAAACCAUCUACACCUAGUCAUGGUUUGUUUGGUUCUGCUGAUGAUCCUCUGUUCUCUGGAGAAAAACCCAUUGCGACUCACGUUGAUACUGUGGAUAACAAGCCCAAAGUCAAGACAAACAAGCAAGAAAGUAAAGUACUUCAUGUUGAUGAAACUAACGAAGAUGACCUUUUUAGCGAGCCAAAGCCUCAGGGUACAGAAGAACCAGCAGUGAAUAAACCAACAAAGAAAGAAACAGACAAACGUUCAGAAGACUUGUUUGACACAGAUAGCGAUGAAAAAGAUGAUGACAAGGAUGGUGGCAAGCCAGCUCGUAAGAUAUUACCCGGGGCUGUCCCCAUGUUUGGUGGUGUUGAUAUAUUCGGUGGACAAAAACCUGGCAAAACAACCAAAGCUAAGCCGCAAGGCGACAGUUUAUUUGCGGAUGAUGAAGAUGAUUUAUUUGCUACUCCACCAAAACCUGCUCCGACGGUUGCACCCAAAGCUAAACCAAGAAAGCCAGCGGUGGAAGCACCAACCAAAACUCCGACUUCUUCGUCACCUCUGAAAGAAGCAAAAGUUCCUGAACAAGUUUCUUUUGAGAAGAAUACUAAUGUUGGGAAGUUACAGAAAACUUUGAUGUUUAAUCCCACAGCGAUGCUUCCUGGUGCAAGGCCACCACCCAAGAAACAGGAAACUACGACAACAGACGAACCAGUUGCUGCUGCAAGGAAACCAAUAAUAUUCAACCCAGCGACAAUGUUACCAGGCGCUGUUCCACCUCCAAGGAAACAGGAAACGUCAGCAGAAGCGACGUUUGAUAAACCUGCGUCAGUGAACACGCUGGAAACAUCUGGCAGGGAUCGUGCUCGACCUCGCGGAAACCGAAGACCACCGACUCGACAAGCCCGGCAGAAAGCUGCUAAGGGAAGUAUGGAUGAUGCCUCCUUAUUUGGAUCUAACUUGGCCGUACCAUCUGUUUCACAAGAUAGGGUUGAUAGUGCUAAAGGCGGUCAACCAUCGCUGUUUAGUGAUUCUGAUGACUUAUUUAGCAGUAGUUCUUACAAAACGCCCGCAAAGAACAAUCAAAAAUCACAUAGUACACAAUCAAAUUAUUCGAAGUUCGAUCCAUUGUUUAUUCAUAAUACGAUGACGUCGGAUUUACCUUCAUUUGAAGACUCCGUUGAUGGCAUUCCAGAUGACGUCACUGCGGGUAAAGACACUGCAUCAAAUACAAAGAGGAAUAAGAAUAAAGCGGAUGCACUUUCUAGUAAUCCACUGAAAGACGAUCUUUUCGCCACAUCGACGGAAAGCGACGGCUCAUUUUUACCUAAAUCAGACGUUGAAAAACGCGUACCUAAUAAUCAACAAAAUACAAGAGAAAAAGCAAAAGAGAGAUCAAAAGAUGAUAUUUUCAGCGUAUCUACUGAAAGUGAGGGUAAAAUAUUACAGCAAUCUCAGAAAAAGUCUGACGAUGAUUUGUUUAGCUCGUCGUCUGAAAUAGCGAAAAAGACAAAACCAAAGAGAAGUGAAGCAGAGAACAAAAAGUCAAAAACUGAUCUGCUCUUCGAUACUGAACGAAAGGAUGACCUUUUCAGCCAAUCAACGGAGAGUAACAGAUCGCAAAAGUCCAAGACGACGGAAAAACUUCCUACAACACAAAGCCAGAAAACAAAAGUGGAUUCAUUAUUCGAUAGUCAGCCAAAAGAUGAUCUUUUCAGCCAAUCAACCGAAAGUAACAGGUCGCAAAAAACUAAACCGACAGAGAAAGUUUCCGCAAAAAGCCAAAAAUCAAAACCCGAUUCAUUGUUUGAUAACCAGCCAAAAGAUGAUUUGUUCAGCCAGUCGGGUGGCAGUGAUAUCGCACAGGAAAGAAAACAGGCUGACGACGUUUCUCCUGCAAAAAGUGAUGGUUUAAAUGUUGAUCCUCUUUUAGGUGGCAAACAAAAAGUUGAUUUAUUCAGCAAGUCUACUGAAAGUGAUAUUGCGUCAAAAAUCGAGCCUGAUACUUCUGGAACGACGAAACAAUUGCCUGAAUCUGACCCACUCUUUCAUAGUAAACCAAAAGACGACCUCUUUAGCCAAUCGAGCGAAAGGAACUUGUCACAAAACAAGACGUCUGAUCUUCCUGCAAAGAAAGACGAAAAAACUGGUCUACUUUUAGAAAACACGCCAACGGAUGAUAUAUUCAGCCGGUCGACUGAGAGCAACAAGUCAAGUUUACAAAAAGUACAGGUAAAUAAAGUUGAAGAUGACGAUGAGGACGAUAUAUUUAAGCCUAGUAAUAGAGCAGUGUUUUCGCCUCCACCUCUGGAUUUCGACUCGGAGGUCAGUGCUUCUGGAGAGUUUACAGCACAAAGCAAUGCGAAAACUGUCAGUGAUGAUAUUUUUGGUGACGAUGAUGAUAUUUUUGCUCCGAAAUCCACGAAAAAGAAAACUAGUGAGGAUAUAUCGGAGAAAACAAAACUAAAUGUAAAAGAUGAAAAGAAGGAAGAGAUACAGGAGCAAACUAAAACCAAAAGCGAAGUGAAGAAAACAGACGAUGUCGAUGAUCUCUUUGCUGGCACUGGAUCCAUUUUUGAUGAUCUUCCAAAGAAAUCAAAGGAGAAAAAGAAGAAAAAGGCAACCACUUCAAAAGAAGAAAAUAUUUUUGAUAAACCACAAGAUUCAGCGACAGGUGGAGAAGCGUCAACGUCGAAAACAACAAAAAAGACGAAAGGUAAAAAGAAAGGUAAUAAAAGUAAAGUAUCGAUUUUUGAUGAAGAUUCACCAAGUAUUUUUGACGAUCCUUUAAAUGCUACUUCGAAAUAGCAAUAUUUGAAUAUUAUUCAGUCAUGAAUUUAUUGAAUAGAAUACGUUUUCCCGCUCUAUUGCUAAUGAUUCAGAUUAAUUUUAAUAACGUAUGAUUGUCCUGCUAGCGUUGUAAAUUAUAAUAUACUUAGCACGAUAAAAAACUCUAGCUAAAUAGAUUACGAUAGUGUACGAUGUGGGUCAUAAUUUCUUUGUCUUUGAGAUUUUGAAAAUGGUGCGUCCGCCCGUGUAUAUUUUAGAGUUCACACACAGGAAUUAUUUUAAAAUCUUUUAUAACUGCAUGCUUGAUAAAUUAUUCGUUAAUACAUCACCUGAAUGUUUCGUAUGUUGGUAUAGCUGCAGUAAUAAUAUUACGUCUGGCGAUUUGGUCAUUCUUUAAAAUUUCAUUAUCAACUGCAUGUCCACGAGGACUGUAUGUAACAGGGCAAAAAGCUAUUACACCAUGACCAUGUAUCUCAAAAGCAAAGGAAGAGACAGGGCAGAUAUUCCUUAUUUUACGACGCAAAACAUUUCACUCAAUACCCAAAACAUAGUAUAAUGCAAAGUCUGAACACUGUGCGAUAUUUGCAUAAUUACAUGCAGCGAUGUGAUUCUUAAUUAUGACGUAAAUUAUGAGUAUAAUUCAAUCAUGUGAAUAUGAAUUGAAUAUCAUUGUUCAAAAUUGAAUUCAAACUGAUGUUGUUUUAUAUACUGUUCAUACUGAG
Molecule: messenger RNA, 7169 nt
Organism: Dendronephthya gigantea
Lineage: Eukaryota; Metazoa; Cnidaria; Anthozoa; Malacalcyonacea; Nephtheidae
Product: WASH complex subunit 2-like
Exons: 33
Coding region: 970-6465 (1831 amino acids)
Biological process (GO): retrograde transport, endosome to Golgi; protein localization to endosome
Cellular component (GO): WASH complex; early endosome
Molecular function (GO): phosphatidylinositol phosphate binding; retromer complex binding
Source: RefSeq, a predicted model, not a curated record